CCCAUUGUCACCAACGCGUCGGUAAAAUCCAAUCGAAGGAGAAUUCAUUGUUCGUGUUCAUCGAGUACCUGAGGAGUUUGAAACAUGAGUUCAAGCACUUGUUACAAGUGUAACCAGAUAGGGCACUUUGCACGAGAGUGUCCACAAGGCGGUGGUGGUGGAGGCGCCGGUGGUGGUAGAAGUGACCGUGGAUAUGACCAUGGAGGCGGUUAUGGACGCGAUCGUGACAAAUGCAACCAAUUUGGACACUAUGCACGUGACUGCAAAGAGGUUCAGGAUGUUUGCUACCGUUGUAACGGUGGUGGACACUUCGCAAAAGAUUGCAAACAGAUAAAGUGAUAUUCCUUCGUUCACCUUCAGAUAUUAACAAAAUAUCUAUCUACAUUAUUAUAAAAUUCUGAUAACACACACCACACCAUGAACAUUUUGGUAUUGUUCCCUUUGAAGCAAUGUAUACAAGUAAACCAGUGAUUGCCCAUAACUCAGAUGGUCCAAUAGAAUUCAUGAUUUCUGGAAAAACUGGAUUUUUAGUUGAUGUAUU
This is a messenger RNA of Dufourea novaeangliae, 541 nucleotides long. RefSeq names its product CCHC-type zinc finger protein CG3800-like. Lineage: Eukaryota; Metazoa; Arthropoda; Insecta; Hymenoptera; Halictidae. Gene Ontology annotation, molecular function: nucleic acid binding; zinc ion binding. The transcript has a single exon. Bases 85 to 339 code for a protein of 84 amino acids. The record is from RefSeq and is a predicted model, not a curated record.